Molecule: messenger RNA, 717 nt
Organism: Rhipicephalus microplus (southern cattle tick)
Lineage: Eukaryota; Metazoa; Arthropoda; Arachnida; Ixodida; Ixodidae
Source: RefSeq, a predicted model, not a curated record
AUGACGGCAAUGAAGAACCUCGCGCGCUCAAUUUUCUGGUACCCAGGGCUAGACGGUGAAAUUGAAAGGCUUGCAAAACGGUGCCCCCAAUGCGUGCAGUGUUUGCCCAUGCCCCCAGCGCAGGUCCCGGCAAACUGGCCAAAGAACAACAGACGGUGGUACCGCCUACACGUGGAUUUUGCUGGUCCCGUGGAAGGGCAUAUGAUCUUCGUCCUCGUCGACGCCGAGACUAAGUGGUUCGAAGCAGUGCCCUUGGAGACGGCGACAGCAGCGACUACGGUAGACACACUUAGGUGCAUUUUCGCGCGAUUUGGCAUACCACGGACUGUCGUGUCGGAUAAUGGUCCGCAGUUCACCAGUGCAGAGACAGCGCGGUUCUUCCGGGAAAAUGGGGUGCGCCACGUAACGACGGCCCCAUACUACCCGCAAUCCAACGGUUUGGCGGAACGGGCAGUACGCACCAUCAAGGAGGGCCUGAAGAAAAAUCGGGUGGGAACGCUGCAAAGUCGGCUUGCCAAAUUUUUGUUGCGUUACAGGACAACACCGACCCGAGAGGAGCAGUCGCCCGCGGAAAGGCUUUUUGGAUUCCAACCACGGACCCGCCUGAGCACCUACCUGGCAGAGGAAGACGGGGCGAAGAGGGAGGCUACCGCCAACGGAGUUCCGAACUCUGGAAAGAAAGAGUUUGCACCAGGAAGGGAGGUGUGGAGUCGAUAG